AUGGCUCUGAAGAUGCCAAAUCUCCAGAGUGAGCAACCCCUCCCCUCAGUCAAGGAGCAUACUCGCGCAACAAUCAAAACCCUCUUCCGAUUCUUGCACGCGCAAGGACAAGGCGACUAUCUCGGCGAACAAGUGACUCAAUUGGAGCAUUCGCUACAAUGUGCACACCUUGCCGCCCAGUCUACGGAACACGGACAUGACAUCGAAGUCGUUCUUGCUGCGCUUUUGCACGAUGUCGGACGGUUCAUUCCCGCCGCAGAGAAGAUGGGUAAGAUGGUCACGCCAGAUGGACAGUACAUUGGUCGGCAAAGCCACGAAGUUCUCGGAGAGGCCUAUCUACGACAAAUUGGGUUCAGCGAGAAGGUGUGCAAGCUUGUUGGGGCGCAUGUCAUGGCGAAGCGGUACUUAGUUGCUAUUGAUCAGGGAUAUCAUGAUGGGUUGAGUGAGACUAGUAAAAGGACAUUGAAGUUCCAGGGUGGCGGGUUCACACCCGACGAGAUCCGCAAGGCCCAGGAGGAUCCUUUGCUCGAGGCUAUGCUUGCCGUUAGGCGAUGGGAUGAUCUUGCCAAAGUACCCAAGUGCGUGGUACCUCCAUUGGAAGCGUAUGAAGAAAUAGCCUUCGAAUGUCUUCUUGAAUCUCGAUCAAAGUUCAAGCUCCACUCUAGGGAAUACAGUCUACCAACACAGCCGACAGUGGUGAUUUGUAUUGAUGGAUUUGAUCCGGAGUAUCUUCAGUCUGGCAUCGAGCGGGGCUUUUUGCCUACACUCAAGAGGUUCCUUGAAAGUGGGUUCCAUGCCACAGCCAAGAGCUGCAUGCCUUCGUUCACAAACCCAAACAACGUAUCAAUUAUCACAGGAGCGCCACCAUCUGUCCAUGGAAUCGCAGGAAACUUCUUCUUGGACCGAGAGACAGGCGAAACCAAGAUGGUCACUGAUGACUCUUUGCUUCGAGGCUGCACGUUGCUGGAGCAAAUGUUCCAGCGAGGCGUGCGCAUUGCUGCUAUUACAGCAAAGGACAAGUUGCGAAAGAUCCUCGCUCACGGGCUGAAGGGGUCCAUCUGUUUCUCGUCGGAGAAAGCCGCAGAAUGUACCCUUGAGGAGAACGGUAUUGACGAUGUGGAAAAGUGGCUUGGCCAGACCGCACCUGGUCAAUACACGGGAGAUUUGUCACUCUUCGUUCUCGAUGCCGGAGUGAAGUUGCUUCACGAGAAAAGAUCAGACUUUUUGUAUUUGACAUUGUCUGACUUCGUCCAGCACAAACACGAACCAGGGAGCAAAGAGGCUGAUGAAUUCAUGGGUGCCAUUGACCAACGAUUGCAAAAUCUCGCUGCUUUGGCUCCUACCGUCGGUGUCACUGGGGACCAUGGCAUGAGCCAAAAGUCCAAUAGAUUAGGGGAGCCCAACGUUCUCUUCUUAGAGGAGGUACUCAAUUCCAAGUUUGGACCGGAUGCUUCCAGAGUGAUCUGCCCCAUUACGGAUCCAUUUGUCCGACACCAUGGAGCACUUGGCUCGUUCGUGCGUGUCUGUCUCAAGGAUAUCAGACAGCUAGAUGAGAUGAUUUCUCUCAGUGGCCGUGACGCUGCAGAGAAGUAUGAGAUGCUUCUGGAUCGUGAAGGAGACAUCGUCGUGAUUUCGAAGAAACACGCCGUUAUCGGGAGUACAAAAGCCAACCAUGACCUUUCGAACUUGAAAGAUCAUCCUUUGCGAUCGCAUGGGGGAUUGAGCGAGCAAGACAUUCCAGUCAUCAUGUCGAAGCCGUUGAACAAUACCAGCGUUAGAGUCAACAAGGGUUGGAGGAGCUACGACAUCUUUGAUCUUGUGCUCAACUGGUCGAAAUGA
Messenger RNA from Penicillium antarcticum, 1839 nucleotides. RefSeq lists its product as uncharacterized. Gene Ontology annotation, molecular function: phosphonoacetate hydrolase activity. NCBI's taxonomy places the organism in Eukaryota, Fungi, Ascomycota, Eurotiomycetes, Eurotiales, Aspergillaceae. The transcript has 4 exons. Bases 1 to 1839 code for a protein of 612 amino acids. The record is from RefSeq and is a predicted model, not a curated record.